Priceomyces carsonii is the source of this 2667-nucleotide messenger RNA. RefSeq lists its product as uncharacterized. The record is from RefSeq and is a predicted model, not a curated record. The transcript has a single exon. Gene Ontology annotation, cellular component: EMC complex. The coding region runs from base 1 to 2667 and encodes 888 amino acids. Gene Ontology annotation, biological process: protein folding in endoplasmic reticulum. NCBI's taxonomy places the organism in Eukaryota, Fungi, Ascomycota, Pichiomycetes, Serinales, Debaryomycetaceae.
AUGAACUUAGUCCAUUGGGUUAUAUUGGUGUUCUUUAGCAUUCCAGUUAUAAGGGCUGUCUCUUUGGAAGAUGCAUUUGUUAAGGAUUGGAUCACUUAUCUUCAUGGUGACUUAGUUCAGUUUGACAUCACACCAGAUGGAUAUCUUAUUGGUUUGACUUCCGAUAGCCAAUUGGUAAAUGUUGGCUUCACUGAAAACUAUGAUUUGAAGUGGUCAUUGGAUUUGAGUCUGAUGCCGACCCAAAUAACUGACAUCCAUUUACAGAACAAUGUUGGGGUGGUGUGGAUCUAUUCGAAGACUUCAAGAGAUGUGUUUUUAUAUGAGAGUGACAGCGGUCUUCUUCAAAGUCAAUUUCGAUUACCCUCGAAUCCGAAACAGAUUGUGAAUUUUUUCAAUAAAACGUCCUUGAUCUUAGGCUCUGAUGGCAUUAUAUAUUUCAUAGAUAUAACCACUUCAGCUAUACGGCCUCUUGAAGUUAAGGAACAUAUUGACAAAUUUCAAGUAUCCCUAGUGGAUGGAUUUGCGUAUGUUAUUAUUAACGAUACAUUGAUGUUGAAACUUAAUGCAUUAUGUGAAGUUGUUUCGACAAACCCAGUAUCGAUUGGAGCUGUACAACAAUUUAAAGAUGGCAUUAUAUUGAGCAAAUCGAAUAAAGUUUUCAAGCUCAAUCAAGAUGAAGUAGUUCUGCUCAAGGCACCUUCCAAACUAAAAAAUUUAAAAAUUAUCGAUGAGCAGUACUCUCUUGAUUAUAAUGACAAUACUUUGAUAUUACUAGAAGUAUCUUCAGAUAAGUUAGAAGUUGUCCAAUCUGGAAAGUUUGAUGGUGAAAUAAUCGAUGUCAAGGUGCCAGAUGACGCUUUGAAUGAUUUCUUGAUAAUCUACACUCUGGAGUUUAAGUUUGUUUUGGAUUUAGCUACACUCCUUACUGGUGAGUUUACUCGUGCAAAGAAGCAAGACCUCCAAAAUAUAAAAUUGACCAAAGAUGUAUUCGCGUAUAAUGACGGGGAUCUAUUACUCUACACGAUUUCUUCCACUUCGGAACAUAUUACAAUAACGCUUCUCAACUUGUUAUCAGGUUCUGUUCGUACCAUUAAUCAUAUAUUAUAUGACCUUGAAUAUGAGAGGGCCAUACUUGUUGAUAAGCCCACCUCGAAGAGCACUAUGAAUAAAUUUCAUGAUUAUUUUGAUACCGGCUCAUUUCAUACCUUUACAGCUAGCUGGCUCUUAAGAAUAAAGCGUCACUUGAAAGAAAUAGGCGAAUUUAUGUUUUCUUUGGUCGUUGAAAGUAUUAAUACUGAUGAUAAUGAAACAAUUAAUGACGAGUUCGGGUUUCAAAAGCUAAUAGUUGUACCAGAUAUAACGCAUAAAAAGGUAGUCGCAUUUGAUACAAAGGAUGGAUCGAUAUUUUGGGUGGCUAAGAUAGAUGACGUCAUUGAAUCGUCUAAUAUAGAUGACUUUGUGGGUAUCCUGGAUUCGCAAUCAACAAUAGUGUUAUAUUUCAGAUCGGUUGAUAUUUACAUUGAUAAAUCCAACGGUGAGGUCAUCAAAUGUAAUGAAGAGAAUAGGAAAACACCAUUACAACAGCAUUUAAAACAAAUGGUCCAUGACAGCCUUUUAGAUUCCACAAAUGUAACAUUGAAUAAUAUUAAAUUCUUAGGUGGAGAGAAUUACUCGUCAAAUCAAUAUAUUGCACAUCAUGCGAAAGGCGUUUUUUCUGGCUACAAAUUGAUUGCCAAUUCGCACUUAAGUAGAACUUGGCAAUUUUCUGUUAGCGAUGAGGAAAUUGUGGGUAUUUUUCAAAAACCUGAGGGCCAUAGAACCAUGUCAGCUGGUAUUAGCUUACAUGACAAAUCAGUGCUAUACAAGUAUCUCAAUCCAAAUGUUUUAGUCGUCCUUACAAGAUCAUCUGCUCUCAAUGGAUAUAUUUUAGAUGGUGUUACAGGCUCUGUUUUGUAUGCGUUUUCUCACCAAAACGAAGAUAUCGAUUUUGAUUCUAUAAAUUUAGUCAUUGAUGAUAAUUGGGUGAUUUACUCAUAUGUGACAAAAUUUCCAAGAUUUGAACAAAGAAUUAACGUUAUAGAUAUGUUUGAUUCCUCGAAAGGGUUCAAUGUUGGAGACGUAUCUGCAUUCACUUUCAAUACGACAAUCGAUUCGCUUACAUCCAAAAGCUUCAUUUUUCCUGAGCGUAUAUCAUCACUUUCAUCAACACAAACUCAAUUUGGUAUUACAGUGAAAUCUAUACUUGCUCUUACAGAGUCAGGAAAUCUAAUCGAGUUGCCCAAGUAUGUAUUAAAUAGUAGAAGGAUUGAUGAUAGGGUGCUCACGCAAGAUGAUUUUCAAGAUGAUUUUAGGAUGAUGCCAUAUGACCCCAUAAUAACGAAAAAUAAUUUUCAGAUUUUAAAUCAUAAGCACAGAUUAGGGACGAAAGGAAAAAUUUUAAGCAAACUGACUCACUUAGAGUCCACUGCGCAGGUUUGCUACAUUAGUAAUUCUGAAAUCUUCUGUCAAUAUGUUCAGCCGUCAUUGUCAUAUGACCUUUUAAGUGAAAGUUUUGACAAGAUAAAGUUGAUUUUAACGAUUGUUGCAGUUGCCAUAGCUUACGUAGCAAGCAAGCCGUUUGUUUCGAAUAAGAACUUAAAUUCAUACUGGAUUGACCGCCAACUUUAA